Molecule: messenger RNA, 501 nt
Organism: Chlorella variabilis
Lineage: Eukaryota; Viridiplantae; Chlorophyta; Trebouxiophyceae; Chlorellales; Chlorellaceae
Exons: 3
Coding region: 1-501 (166 amino acids)
Source: RefSeq, a predicted model, not a curated record
AUGGUUCUUCCUCUCCUGCAGCCGCCCAGCGAGCUGCCCAGUUAUGUGAAGCCGUUUGUCCUCGAAUUGAAGGAGGCGGAGCUGAGGCACCUUCCGGGCCUUCCGCAGAGCGAGAAGCGGAAGAUGGGGGAGGGGAGCCUGAAGAGCUUCGACAAUUGCCUCCACAACCUGCGGCACUAUGGAGAAAUCGCGUUUGUGCUGGCAGGCAUCAAGCCGUGCGUGCUGAUGGCGCACGCGCUGUGGCCGGGAUUUGCAAAGGGCAUUGCGGAGGAGUGCCUGCGGCCGCUGAUGGACAAGUAUGGGCUGGAGGGCAAGGGCUUUGAGCUGCAUGAGAUCAGGCGAGCUUGGCCUGCGGCGUUGCACCCCAUGCUGACCAGCAACCCCGUGCACCCGGGCUUCCAGUGGGGCUGGGUGUUUGCCAACAGGCGCCACGCCGACUUCCCGCUGGUGCAGAGGGUCUUCCUGCAGCGCAGCCGCAGCCCGUGGCGGAGCUGCUCAUAG